UAUACAAAAUAUUUAAUAAUUAACCUCUAACUAAAUAUUAUUCAAAAACAAAACCCAUCUUAGGGUCUAACAUACAUAUAUAAAAACACAUACAUUGACAUAAAAAGUUUAAAAUAAAAACCCAACUAAUCCCUAACAGGCAGCCAGAUUCUAUAAUACCAACACCUGUCAACGUCAAAAAAAACCAAAACAAAAUAGAAACAAAUAAAAACUUUUGAAAUUAAAACGAGAAACAAAAUCACAACCAAUUUUAAUUAAAAGUUUUAGUAAACAAUAAUAAAGGCCAUCAAUUUAAAUAACAAAAAAAAAAAAAAAAAAAAACAUAUUUUCCAUAUACAAAUUCAUUUCUGUCUACAUAGUUGAAAAUCUAUAAAAAUAAAAUAAUUAAAAAUUUAUAGAAAAAGUACAACAAAACAAAUAAACCAUAAGCUCUUUUUCCAACUGCAACCACUAUUUGAAAUGGAUUAAACAGCAAAAAAAAAAAAUAAACUAUGUCAGCUUGUUGUUAUUAAAACAACCACAACAACAAUAUAAUAAAACAACAACAUCAUCUAACAAAACUUUUUCUCACUAAAAGUGCCGUGUACGUACAACUCUAUGUCAAUGUGCUUUUACAUUUUUCUCGUAUAUUUUCUACAAAUUUCUGAAUCAAUCCUUUAGGUAAUUUACAUACAUGUUGUGUUGCCUUUUAUACAUUUGCUACAUAUGUUAACAGCAUUCAAAUAAAACUGCCGGUGAAAAAAUUAAGAUCCCCCCAAAAAAGGCGGCAACAACAAAACACACUAAUGGCCUUAAUGAUUUGUUGAAAGAAACUAGAAUGAAAAUAAAAGAGAAACAGCUAGAUACCAAAUUGAUUUCAUUCAUUUCAUGAAAACUUCAGGAAAUAUAAUAUAAACCCCAAAAAUAAACAAAUGGUUUACCAACAAAGCAGAGGCAAAAAUAAAACAGGAAUAUUAACAAACAUAUAGAUAAGAAGAACAUAGAGUAAAAUUUUGGAAACAAAAAAACAAUUGGCGCUUAUAUGGGGCAGAAAAAAAACUAAAGAUUUAGGAGCCAGCUGGAGAAGACAAAAAAAUAUGCUGACGUCAACCCAAAUAAUGAAGACAGAGGAAUAAACAACAAAAAAGACGAAAAACUAAAACUUGAAGUUAAUAAAAAGCAGAAAAUAAAAUCAACUUAGUAAAGAAGAAAACAACAAAAAAGUAUUAUAAAACAGGAUACAUAUAAAACAAAAAAUACAAAUUCGAAAAAAAAGACAAGCAGACGCCUUUAUAAACGACAACAUUGUGGUGUAGGGUUUGAAAGAACAGAAUAAUAAAAUUUCCCAAAGCAAAAAAACUGGUGCGUAAUAUGAGCUUAAAUGACAGUUUAAAAAAUUAAAACUAGAGAUACAAAAAAAAAAAAAAAAAGAAACACGAGAAAGGCAUCAAAUCCUUAGACAAGAACUUCUAAAGUAUUUUUGUUUAUUGCUGCCUUUCAAUAUGAUUGUCAUUUCUAGCAGUCUUUAAAACCCAAAACUGCCUAAAAGGGAUUAGACUUAAGAGAUAUAUGAAAAAGAAAAGAAACUUAAAGUGAUAGUUGCACUUAUUACAUAUUUAAAUUCAUUAUCUUGUCACUAGAUGGCAUUAAUGUUGUUUAACUGGCCUAUAACAAACGAUUUUUUAUGCUUUAAAUUUGAAUUUUCAAAAGGAUUCAACGUAAUUUUUUGACACCCUUAUAUAAACACAAUAGCAAAAUUUACAAAAUUUUAUAAAACUGAAAUUGGAAGAGCUACUAAUUAGAAAUAAACAAAACGAGUUAUCAAGAAACAAAAAUGCCUUGUUUAAGCCGUAAAUCAAUAGUGUUAGUAAUCUGCUAUACAUUGUUGUUAAACUGUGUUCUCAUCCAAGGCGUAGAAGGCUGUCCAGCUGAAGUGUGCAUAUGCAAAUGGAAGGGUGGCAAACAGACCGUAGAAUGCGGUGGUCAAUCUCUGCCCAAUAUACCCGAAGGCAUGGAUCCGGGUACACAAGUAUUAAACUUUAGUGGCAAUUCCCUGCAGGUUUUGCAAAGUGAACGUUUUUUACGCAUGGACUUACUAAACUUACAGAAAAUAUAUCUAUCCCGCAAUCAGUUAAUUAGAAUACACGAAAAGGCUUUUAGGGGUUUAACAAAUCUAGUUGAAUUAGAUUUGUCCGAGAACUCCUUGCAGCACAUACCCUCAGAAACCUUUCAGGACUACAGUUCAUUGAUGAGACUUACUUUGAGUGGUAAUCCUAUAAGAGAACUGAAAACAGCUGCCUUUAGAUAUCUGUCAUUUCUCACCACCUUGGAAUUAAGUAACUGCCAAAUUGAAAGAAUAGAAAAUGAGGCCUUUGUGGGCAUGGAUAAUUUGGAAUGGCUUAGAUUAGAUGGUAAUCGCAUUAGUUAUAUACAAGGUAAUCAUAUACUGCCAAAGUCGCUGCACGGCAUAAGCCUACAAAGUAAUCGCUGGACUUGUGAUUGUCGUUUGUUGGACUUGCACUCUUGGCUUAAUAAUUAUAAUACACCUCAAACAGAAGAACCUAAAUGUGUGGAGCCUCCUCGUCUUAAGGGGCAAGUUAUAAAAUCGUUAAAACGUGAAGAAUUUGCCUGCCUACCAGAAGUUUCACCUCAGUCUACUUACACUGAGGUAUCAGAGGGUCGUAAUCUUACCAUAUCAUGUGUGGUGAGGGCCAUACCAGAACCUAAAGUAUUAUGGCUAUUUAAUGGUCAAGUUAUGUCCAAUGACAGCUUUGUAGAUAACAUGCAUAUGCUGUACUACAUCGAUGAGUCCUCAACUACCUCAGAGGAGAAAAGAAGUGAAAUUUUUAUUUACAAUGUUGGUAUAGAGGACAAUGGUACCUUUUCGUGUGUGGGACAAAAUAUUGCGGGCACCACCUUUAGCAAUUACACCAUAAGGGUCAUGAUCAAGGAACCGCCCGUGGUUAAUGAGGUAUCCUUUCCCCAGAACUAUAUGAACUAUAUAGUGGCAAGUUCUGCCGGUGGUGGUAUUAUUUUUGUACUUAUAUUAGCCUUCAUUAUUAUACAAUGUAAAAAGCGUCAAACUCCAGUUAAACGUAAAAAGUGUCCCUCCUCGGGUGUUACAUCUGUGAAUGGCAAUAACACCUCUUCUUCAGAUGGUUCAUCCAACAAUGACAAUGGCCUUAUGAAGUGUUCUUCCAUUAUAAAUGACAAUGAUAGUUUAAAUGGCAAUUCCGGUCUAAUGCUAGGACAAUGCGAUACCUUAACACCUACUAAACUCACCAAGGAGAAUGGUGUCAUAUUAGGCAAUCAAAUAAAGCAGAAUAUAAUGCUGUACAAUCCUUUAGACAGUUCUACACAAACAUUGCAACUAAGUGUUAAUAUGGCACAAGCCUCAGCUUUAAAUUCGGCUACCCCACCACCACCGCCACAAUCACUAAUGGUUAAUCCCGCCUUAAGCUCUACUCUGGCUUAUUGUUCACCACCCUCGUCACUACGCAACUAUGCGGAAAAGAAUCCAGAUUUAGUUAACGAUGCCGAAUCGGGCUAUAAACAUAAACUAAAAACUUCAUCCUCUCUAGAUGCUGGCGGCUCAGAAUAUGAUAGUCAAAGUGAUUGUCAAAAUCCUGUGCAAUAUGAUCAGUAUUAUCAGCUGUCAGCGCCACAAUUCGGUUCACAAAUCCUAAGGCCUAAUACGGCGGCCGCCAUGGCCUCAUCGAGAUUUGGUGGCAUGACAACAUUACCAAGAGGCAUGCAGCUGAAAACAGUGAUGAAUUCAAUACCCACUCAUCCAGUUGAUGUGCAUUUAAAUCCUGUUUGUUUUUUGGGUCAGGAUGGCUUUGCCUACGAUUACACAAAUGCUCAUCUGCAACAAUCACCACAACAGCCUCCAUCACAUCAUCACUUAAUGCAACAGCAAUCAGCAGCUCAACAACAGCAGCAACAACAACAACAGGCAAAUAUUCAACAACAGCAACAACAAAAUUUUUAUCGUACCUUGCCACACAAUAGAGCGCACAAGCAGCAACAGUUUGCCAAUGCAAAUAACAAUAAUGGUAUGCGAUAUAGUUUAGAGGCAGAAUUUCUGCAGCAACGUUCAGGAACGCCAACAUCCUAUGACAAAUACAACAUACCAAAUGUACGUUUUACUGCUGAGGGAUAUCCACAAACUCAUUUAGUGCAGUAUCCUUCACCUCCGGAGGGUUACAAAAGUAAUACAGAUCAACAACAACAGCAACAACAAAUGCAUCAGCAGCAACAACAAUGGCCACCUUGUCUGCCGGGCUAUCAUGCCCAGCCCAUACACUAUACACCCACCAUAAUGGGUAUGUUAAGUCCACAGCAGCAACAACAACAGCAGCAACCACUUACCUCUAUAAAUACUACAACACCGUUAACUACCAAUACACCCCCAGUAACGACCAUGUCAUCGGCAUCAUCACAAACCAAUAUGGAUGCACAAAGAAAAAGAUGUGCGGUAGCACAGGCUGAUUCUUCAACCAUACCAGAAUGUGAUGAAACGGAUAUAUCACCAACUACAUCAUCACUUACAGUUAGUGUAACACAACAACAGCAAUUGCAGCAGCAACAAUCUCAACAGGAAACAACAUCUUGUUCUCUUAACUCAACAGAAAAAAAUACUAAAGCACGACAUUUAAAUGGUCCACUUGCCGACAGUCCCGAUGAGGGCUACGUGGGAGACAGUCAUGAAACGGCAGUGACGACAACAUCGUCGGCUCCAUCACAGGAAAUAUGACAACAGCCAUCACGUUUGCUUAAAGUAAAUGGUUCAAUAGGAUCUACUCUUAACACCACCCUUACUACUAACACCACCUCAAAAUCAUCAUCAUCAGCAGCCUCACCUACCAACUCGAGUAGUUUUUCACAUAAUAAUAGUGCCACCACACCUGCCUCUAACCACCUGAAAGCAACAACGCUAUCAUCCAGCAGAAAUGCAUCAAAUUCACUUUCCGACGAUUCAGUGGCGUUGUAAGCUUACUCUGUGCGUGUAUUGUAUUAAGAGUUUUUAAUUUAUGUUUAAGGGUUUUUUUCUUCGAUUUUCUUUUGGUAUCUAUUUUAAAGUUGAAAGUGAAAAAAUUAUAAGAAGAGUAAUAAGUAAAAGUUUUAGUUAAUUAAGAAAAUUGUUACCUUUUUGUGGGGGUAAUGAAAACGACUUUAAUUGCCUCAAAAUAGAAAUGUAAAGUCUAAAUGAAAAUUAAAGUGCAGUUUUUAUUAAUAAUAAUUUCUUUUAAAUUAAAUUUCUUUUUACAGGAGAAGCUCAGUGGUCAGUCUGUUGAAUAAGGGUUAUGGUUUAAUUACUAUUAAGUAGUUCUUUGAAUAUUUCAAUAUGAUUCUGAUAAAAGGUUAAUGUUAUACAUUUUUUAAUUUCUUUACUUGUGUGCCAAGGCUUUACAUAAGUUUGUUUGCUUACGCGUCUAUUUGUAGGUAAUUUGAGAGCAAUUUUUAAAGGUCUCUGAUAUUUACGGUAUCAGCACCGUUUAUCAUUAUAUCGAAUACGUUUCCGAAAGUUUUGCUCCAAGAUCCAUACUUUUGACAUUCCGAUAUUUAUGGACCAGCAAGAUCGGUUCAUAAAUAUCGGAAAUACUUAAUUAAGAAAUAAUUGAUAUAACACCGUCUUUUCAAGUGAUAAUUUUCUCAGAUAUUCUAAUUUUGUAUGGGAGGUGCCACGUCCACUAUUCCUAGGUCACCUAUUUUGCACCAAAAUGUUCAUAUGGAUGUAAAAUUUGUCCAUAAAAAAUUUGAGAACUCUAGAUUUUGCAGUUUCUGAGAUACGCGAUAUUUUAACUUAUUUUAUAAGUGGGUGUAACUCCUCCCCUACUUGAAUUUUGUAUAUAGUUCUUCCUGAGAAACAGGAAGACACUGCGUGAAUAUUUUUGUUUCAUUACUUAUACAACAUUGCCAACGUGAUGGUAUUACAUCCCUAAGGUACACAGAACUCUUAUCUGAUGGGGAGACAAUUUUGUUCAUAUUUAGUGACGCUAAAAAAGAAGCUUCAGCACAACUCCUAAAUGUAAAAAGUAUGAUUUUUUCAACGAGGAGCUUAAAGAACUCAAAAAUAGGAUAUGCAUUAGGGUGGACCCAAAAUCGAAAAUGUUGUUGUGCCUAGUUCAUUCUAUGAUACCAUUUCUCGUCCUAGCGUUAAUGAACUGGAUCGAUAAUUCUUACCAAGAAAAUCUUUACAAUCAAAUCAAUGUUUUUUUCUGUUUUUCAAAAUUUCAUCUGUUUUAUUUAUUUUAUUGAAAUUUAUUUUAUUGAAAUUUUCAAGAAAUCAUUUCUACUCAAUAUUGUGUUAGUUAUUUGAUUAAGAUCUACAUAAGAUGUAUAUCAUAAGCUUUUCAUUGGUAUAUACCUCUUUAUGAUUUGAUUAGAUUUCAUUGUAUAUCAGUUUAACUGAAAUACUAAUGAAAAAAUUUUCUUUGGAGAGUUGAGAAAUGAUGCCUUAGAAUGAACCAGGCUUCCAUGUUCAGUUAGAACAUCAAUACCUUAUUCUUUCUCCCUACACAAAGGGGCCACCCUAAUGCACAUAAUACUUACUAUAUAAAAGGUAACAAUUUUAUUUUCAUACUGAAUUUAUUGUCUUUUUUUCAUAGGAAAAAACUAUACGAUUCUCUUUUAUCUGUCGUAGUCAUAACAAAAGAUGUUAACAUUUAAAUUAAUAAAAAAAAUAUUUAAAACAAAAAAAGACCCUCAAGACUUAUAAAUUUAGUUUUUACUUUUAAUAAACGAGAUAUAAACAGAAUUUUUAAUACAAAAAGUAAAAAUAUAAGAACUACAUACAUGAAAUAGCACUAAAUAAAUGAAGACAAAAACAAAUAUGAAAAAAGUUGUAGAAUUUAUAUAGAAAUUAAUAAAAAUAAACUGUUUUGAAUUUAAGAUUACAAAAUUUCAACAAAAUAAAUUCAAAACUAAACAUUCAAUGAAAACUACAUUAUAAAAUUACUAUACUUAAUGAUUAAUUGUAAACAUACAUACAUAUUUAUAGACUUUUAGACGCACCCAAAAUGCAAUGUAAUGUAUACCAGAAAAAAAAUUUGUAAUUGAUUUUUUAUUUUAUUUUAAAGACUAGAAAUAUAAUUGUACUUAAUAAGGUUGUAUAUAAUAGAUUUAAGUUAACCCUAUAAUUUAGUUAGGUAGUACUAAUUUUAUUAUUGCAGUCUGAUUUUAAUUUUAUACUUUUAUUCAUAUACUUUAAAAAGUUUCUGUUAUAGGAGUUAAACAUAUACAAUAAUAGAUCGAUCGUCAUGCAAUUAGUUUUUUGUUUAUGUCAAAUUUCAAUACCAAAAUACUUGUUUUGGGAAGCUAAGUUCGAUUUUAUAAUUUCUGAAGAUAAAACAAGCUUUUACACCUAUUAUACCCUAUACCACCAUAGUGGGGAGGGCAUUAUGAGUUUUUGCUGAUGUUUGUAACACCCAAAUUAAAAUAUAUAUACCCGUCCUUUCGCCCGUCUGUCUGUGUGUCCAUGUAAACCUUUUGCGCACUCUACAGGUCGUAGACUGUACUUAAUAAUUCUAGGAAUUUUUGUGAAGAUCGGGCAUUAUUUGACCCAUAUACAAAGUCCCCUGCUAAAAAUUACUUGAAUGUUCACAAUUCAUUUAUAAGCACUAGUAUCAAAUAAGUUUUAUAUAAACAUAAAUUCCGAUUAUAAAUUUUAUAAUGAUCGGCCCAAGUUUUGCCCUAGCCCCCAUAUAACCGGACGUUCCGAUUUGGGCCUUUUAUAUCUACGCCAAUUAUACUGCUAUCUUCCCCAAAAAUUGGCACAACUAAGUUUAAUAUAAUCCUUAAUAACACUGUCAAUUUGAGUAAUGAUCGGGCCUCAUUUGACCCUAGCCCACAUACAAAUUCCCCUUCAGAAAAUGAUUUGAACGUUCAAAAUUCACUUGAAAAGACCAGUAUCACGAUGAAAUUUUAUAAGGCCGAACCUUAUAAAAUUUAUCGAUAAUAAAUUUUAUAAGGUUCGGCCAAAGUUUUGCCCUAGCACCCAUAUAACCGGACCUUCCGAUAUGGGACUCAUAACUACGUCAAAUAUACUACUAUCUUUCCAAACAUCGGCACAACUAAGUUUGAUAUAAUUAUAAAUAACACUGUAGAUUUUCGUAAUGAUCGGGCCUUAUUUGACCCUAGCCCCUAUACAUGACUUUAUUGUCCACAAUUCUCUUAUAAACACUAGUAUCACGAAGAAACUUGGCACAAAUAAGUUGCAUAUAAACAAUAUAAUUCUCAACAAUAAAUUUUAUAAGGAUCGGCUCAAUUUCUGCCCUAGCCCUCAUACAACCGGACCUUCCGAUUUGGGUAUUUUAUCUCUUAACUACAUCUUAUAUGCUACUAUCUAUCAAAAAAUCGGCAUAACUUUCAGAUGUUUGAAAAAUUCAAAAUUAUUUGUCCUUAAGUAUACCAGUCGGUUCAGAAUCAGUUUCUGAUUUGAUUUAGCUUUGUCUGUUUUUGUGACCGUGUAUAAUAUUACAUACAUAUAAUAUUCAUAUAGUCGGCCACGCCCGUCUAAAGUUUCUUACUUGUUUUCCGGGUUAUAUUUGAAUGGGGAUUGAGAUAAGAUUAUGAAGCAAUAUAGUCAAUUUCCAACAACAAGCUAACCUAUCAAUACAUAUUUUAACAAUUUGUUUACAAAGAAGUGAUUUUAUGGAAGAGGGGCUAUAUGAAGGUCUAUCAUUAUGAAGAUUAAAGUUAAAGUUAUUUAUGAACAAAUUUAUUUAUAAGUGAAUUAUAGAUCUUCAAGUCAUUUUCUGAAAAAGACUUUGUAUGGGGACUAGGGUCAAAAGAGACCCGAUUCUUAUGAAAGUCGUCAGUGUCAUAUUGAUAUAUGAAAAAUAAGGUUUUGCUAUUUAUACUAGAACAUUUCAAAUUAUGGACUUAAAAGCAUUAUUUGGUUGUAGGGUUGUAUAGGGGCUCAAUAGGCUUCGUAACGUUUGUGCCAAAUUUUAUCAAAUUAUCUUGAGAAUUGCGACCUGUAGCUAGAUUACAAGGUUUACAAGGACGGUCAGACGGACGGACAUGGCUAAAUCGAUUCAGAAUGACUCUGAGCCGAUUAGUACACUUAAAGGUGGUUGUAGAGCUAAUAUUUCUUUGCGUUACAUACAUCAGCACAAACUACUCUUCCCACUAUAGUCUCACUUGGGAAUUAUUCAACAGACUGACGGACAUGACUACAUUAUAUGGUAUUCUUUUGUGAGUCUAUCACCAAUAUUUCUUCUGGUAGAACAGACUGUAAGCAACUUCAUCUUGAUUUCAUUUUCUCAUUUUUGUCGAGACCAUAAAUGGUGUAAAUUGCCUGAAAUUUGGUGCAGUCAUUAGGCAAUCUAAUGGAUACCAAGAGAACGAGCUCAAAAGUUCCAAAGACAGUACUCAUAACAGAUUUAUGACCUUCAGUAUGGACUAAAAUCACGUUGUCUCGAAACUUAGUAUUCCCACUGAUUCGGAACUCUAAUCCUUGAUAAAAAUUUGCUCUUGAUACGAAAAAUUACAACUUCAAAAUUUUCAACUACAUUGAUUUAAUAAUAAGAAAUUAUAUUAUUUUGCAACGUACUAAGUACUAUAAAUAAAUGACUACCAUUUGUAUUUUUCUUUACAACAAUUGAUUUAUUCAUUUUCCUAAAAUUUGAUUUAAAAUUUUACAGCUUUUGUUUAUUAUUAUAAAUAUGUACUUACAAUCACUUUCAUAUAAAUAAAAAAAAAAACAUAAAUAAAUACAA
This is a messenger RNA of Lucilia sericata (common green bottle fly), 9704 nucleotides long. RefSeq lists its product as uncharacterized. Lineage: Eukaryota; Metazoa; Arthropoda; Insecta; Diptera; Calliphoridae. The transcript has 4 exons. Bases 1814 to 4735 code for a protein of 973 amino acids. Gene Ontology annotation, molecular function: protein binding. The record is from RefSeq and is a predicted model, not a curated record.